UGUAGCCAGCUGUUUGAUGCUCUGCGGUUCAACAUGCAGUCUGUAAUUUUUGUUUUUAUGCUUGUGACUCCUGCUGUUUCAGCAAGGCAUUUUUUAAGUGAGAGGCCAAGCUGUUACCUGCCGGUGCCCAGGAAGCCUGACUUUGGGGUGAAAACCACAGCUCGUCCUCAUGAACUCCUGAAUCUCGCUCAGCUGCCCAAGUCCUGGGACUGGAGGAACGUAAACGGCAUCAACUAUGCCAGCACAACUCGUAACCAGCACAUCCCUCAGUACUGCGGCUCCUGCUGGGCUCAUGGCAGUACAAGUGCAAUGGCAGAUCGUAUCAACAUCAAGCGGAAAGGAGUGUGGCCAUCUGCUUAUCUGUCCGUCCAGCACGUGGUCGACUGUGCUGAUUCCGGCACCUGUCAUGGAGGGGACCAUGGAGGGGUGUGGGAGUACGCCAACAAACACGGCAUCCCGGACGAGACAUGCAAUAACUACCAGGCAAUUGAUCAGAAAUGCAAGCCUUUCAAUGCAUGUGGGACUUGCACAACUUUUGGGGAGUGCAACGUUGUGCAGAACUACACUUUGUGGAGAGUGGGUGACUUUGGAGCCGUUAGUGGACGGGAUAAUAUGAUGGCAGAAAUCUAUGCGGGAGGACCAAUCAGCUGUGGAAUCAUGGCCACAGAGAAACUCGACGCGUACACCGGGGGAUUGUACUCAGAAUAUGUCGAGUCUCCGACCAUCAACCACAUUGUGUCAGUGGCAGGCUGGGGAGUAGAAAAUGGCACUGAAUACUGGAUUGUGCGUAAUUCCUGGGGAGAGCCAUGGGGUGAGAAGGGCUGGCUCAAGAUUGUUACAAGUGCCUACAAAGGUGGAAGCAAGUAUAAUCUCGCUUUGGAGGAAGACUGCAUGUAUGGAGAUAUGAUUGUACCCUAAUAGCCAUGAGUCAUUUACAUGAGACUGUACCUGUAAAUUUGGACUCAUUGGUACCAUUAUUGUAACAUCAGAUCUUUGACGGAGUCAUGUCUUUGUGAAUUGAGACUGUCAAACAUUCUUCAUUUCCAGUAAUGAUGUGUUCAAAUUUGAACCGAUGGUUAACUGGUACGAUCAUGGUCGGUGGUACUCAAGCCAAUGAAAUAAACUUGUUUGCAAGAUUCA
This is a messenger RNA of Thunnus maccoyii (southern bluefin tuna), 1140 nucleotides long. RefSeq names its product cathepsin Z-like. The coding region runs from base 34 to 918 and encodes 294 amino acids. Lineage: Eukaryota; Metazoa; Chordata; Actinopteri; Scombriformes; Scombridae. Gene Ontology annotation, molecular function: cysteine-type endopeptidase activity. The record is from RefSeq and is a predicted model, not a curated record. Gene Ontology annotation, cellular component: lysosome. The transcript has 6 exons.